AUGAGCCGACCGGCCUUUUCUCCAACCAUCCAUUCAUCCAUCCAUCUCACUUUCUCGCUCAAUCUCUCUCUCUCUCUUUCUCUCUCUCUCUCUCCGUCUGUAUCUCUCACACAUAAACUACUUCUCUCUCUCUUCCAUCUUCACCCCCCGCACUCUCUCUCUCUCUUUCUUUACUGUCUCUCUCUCUCUCUCUCUCUUCCAUCUCGUCUCUCUCUCUCGUCCAUCUCCUCUCUCUCUCUCUCUCUCUCUUUCUAUCUUUCGCUUUCUCUCUCCCCGUCUGUAUCUCUCACACAUAAACUACUUCUCUCUCUCUUCCAUCUCCUCUCUCUCUCUCUCUUUCUCUCUCUCUCUUUCUCUCUCUCUCUUUCUCUCUCUCUCUCUCUCUUUCUCUACCAUCUCUCUCUAUCUCUCUCUAUCUUUCGCUUUCUCUCUUCACCCCCCCUCUCUCUCUCUCACAGACACACACACUUUUAUAUUCUUUUCUCUCUCUCUUUCUCUCUCUCUUGGUCUUUUCAUAUCUAUCUUUACUCGUUCUCUUUCUUUCGCUAUUUUUCUCUGCCUUUCUUUUAUCUUUGCCGUGUACACCCACUUCCGGUCUUUUCAUGUUUACCUUUGCUGCGUACACUUUCUCUCUUUCACCCUGUCUUUCCCUCCCUCAACAUCUCUCACUCUGCUUCCGUCUACGUAUUCAUGUUCACUGCGUAUACACAGACAUACAGUCACAUUCUUAUAUUCAGUGAGAGUGAUAAACACUCACUCUGUCGUUACAUAUUUAUCUUUCACCCCUCCCCCCCUCUCUCUCUCUCACAAACUAUCUGUCUUUUUCUCUCUCUUUCUUGA
Messenger RNA from Acanthosepion pharaonis, 840 nucleotides. Lineage: Eukaryota; Metazoa; Mollusca; Cephalopoda; Sepiida; Sepiidae. The record is from the annotation of a GenBank genome assembly.